Abrus precatorius (Indian licorice) is the source of this 1795-nucleotide messenger RNA. RefSeq names its product putative receptor-like protein kinase At1g72540. NCBI's taxonomy places the organism in Eukaryota, Viridiplantae, Streptophyta, Magnoliopsida, Fabales, Fabaceae. The transcript has 5 exons. Gene Ontology annotation, biological process: protein phosphorylation. Gene Ontology annotation, molecular function: ATP binding; protein kinase activity. The record is from RefSeq and is a predicted model, not a curated record. The coding region runs from base 93 to 1484 and encodes 463 amino acids.
ACCUAUAAAAGGUGAGCCAUCUAAACUUAAUUUAGCAGUUGUUGAUAAAGCUAUCAAACACACUUGAGCCGGCACAUAGAGCUUAACAGAAAAUGCCUUCAAAGAGGCUUCAAUGGAAAUCCUUAGUACUUGGCUGUUUUCAAGCUAAGAACCCUUCUUUGGAAGCUCCAAAUAUAGUUUCCAAAAAAACAUCUUCAAGUAGAAUCUCCCUCUCUGAUUUAAGCAAUUACUCAUCACUCUCUAUCAUGAGUGAUUUGUCCAAUUCUCUUGUGGGAUCAAAUCUUCAUAUUUUCACUUGUCAAGAGCUCAAAGAGAUCACACACAACUUCAGCAAAUCAAACUUUCUAGGGGAAGGGGGGUUUGGGAAGGUAUAUAAAGGGUUUAUAGAUGACAAUCUUAGGCCUAGAUUGGAAGCACAGGCUGUUGCAGUUAAGGCCUUGAACUUGGAUGGAAAACAAGGCCACAGGGAGUGGUUGGCUGAAGUAAUCUUUCUGGGGCAGUUGAAGCAUCGCCAUCUGGUUAACUUAAUUGGAUAUUGCUGUGAAGAUGAGCACAGGCUUCUUGUGUAUGAAUACAUGGAGCGGGGCAAUCUAGAGGAGAAGCUUUUCAAAGGUUAUUUAGCAACCUUGCCUUGGCUAACAAGAAUCAAAAUCGCAAUUGGAGCUGCAAAGGGACUUGCUUUUCUUCAUGAAGAAGAAAAACCAGUCAUAUAUAGAGAUGUUAAGGCCUCAAACAUUCUAUUGGAUGCUGAUUACAAUGCCAAGCUCUCAGAUUUUGGUUUAGCAAUAGAUGGACCAGAAAAAGACCAAACACAUGUUACAACUCGUGUGAUGGGUACCCGUGGUUAUGCUGCUCCUGAGUAUAUAAUGACAGGCCAUUUGACAACAAUGAGCGAUGUAUAUAGCUUUGGAGUUGUUCUCUUAGAGCUUCUCACAGGAAAGAAAUCAGUGGACAAGAAAAGACCCACUAGAGAGCAAGAUUUGGUAGAAUGGGCAAGGCCUCAAUUGAAGGACUCCCACAAACUUGAAAGAAUAAUUGACCCAAGACUUGAUGAUCAAUACUCAAUUGAAGGGGCUAAAAAAUUUGCAGCCUUGGCUUAUCAAUGUCUAAGCUAUCAUGCAAAGAGUAGACCCACUAUGCGAACCGUGGUUAAGACCUUAGAGCCUCUCAUGGAAUUGAAAGAUAUCCCAAUUGGCCAUUUUGUUUAUGUUGUACCCAAUGAAGAUUCACUCAAAGUGAAUAAUGCAAAAGGAACAGAAAAUGGCCAUGAUGAGAUUGAGAUCAAUGAAGUUGAUGUAAAAACUAAAGAAGAGGAAAAGAAAAAGGAGAAGGGUCACCACAGGCAACGCAAAAGUCGUAGCAAUAGACGUAGGGUUAAGCCAUUAAGGUCUCGUGCUGUUUACUCUGACACUGCUCUGUAUAAGACUCUUGGUACCAGUCUCUAUUCUCCCAAACAAGCACCACAAGGAGAUGCACUAGAUUGAUCUUCAAUUCUUCAUGACGUAAUCAUAGCUAAAGAUAGGAGAAAAAAUAUAUAUAGGUCAAAUUCCUUGUAUUUUACCAUUGAGUUCUCAGAUCAAACAAUGACUCGUAAAUAUUUUUUUCAAUAUUAUAUAGUUCCAUUGAAAAUAUGUUAUGGAAUUUUAAAAUAAUUCUUGUGACAUUGUUUAAUUUGAGAACUUGAUGAUAAGAAUACAAGGAACUUGAGGGAAGUUUUGUUAUAGUAACAACAAUAACUCGGGAAGAAAGGGAAAUGUAUUGUACGUCAUGCAACUAAAGGUUUUUUUGUUUUUGU